AAGGCGCUGGUGUACGUGCCGGCGAACGAGACGAUGCGGUCGCUGGCGGCACUGGAGCGGCGGCUGGGGUCGCUGGGUUGGGAGCGCUACUACGAGGACCGCGCCAUCGUGCAGCUCCACAAGCGCGGCGGCGUCGACCUCAUCUCCAUUCCCCGGGACUUCUCCAGGCUCCGCUCCACCCAUAUGUAUGACGUCGUCGUCAAGAACCGCGACCAGUUCAAGGUCGUCGACCUCUAGUUAUAGCCAUCUUGGUCGGUAAUAUUCUUCCUAUUCUAGCCGGAUAAAUUCAUGGCUCCGCGCCACGAAUAUAUGUAUAGACGUACAAAUAAGAACCUGCGUGUACGAUUAUGCAUGUGUUGUACUGUUCCUGUGUGAUGUAGUAUGUAACUGUGGGCCUCUGUCAGAAUAUGUAACCCGUGUGCACUUAA
Triticum aestivum (bread wheat) is the source of this 428-nucleotide messenger RNA. RefSeq names its product flowering-promoting factor 1-like protein 5. NCBI's taxonomy places the organism in Eukaryota, Viridiplantae, Streptophyta, Magnoliopsida, Poales, Poaceae. The record is from RefSeq and is a predicted model, not a curated record. Gene Ontology annotation, biological process: regulation of flower development.